CCAUUUACAUACGUCAACAUGGUAAAGUGUCUUUGCUCAAGGACACAUAUAGACUAGCAGGGCCGGGAAUUGAACCCACAACCUUCCAGUUGAAAGACAACUCCAUGGCUCAACCCUAGCUCCUCACCUUUAUACUUUAGAAAAAUGACUUUUGUGACAUCAAUUUCUACCAAAGCAAUUUUCUGGUAACAUGCUUGUACUUUUACUCAAGUAUCUAGUAGUUCAAGGUACUUCAUACAAGAAGACUGUGUGUAGUUGUGUGAUCAGGAGAGAGGGUGAGGGGAUUGGUCAGACGCUCCACGUGGCUGAAACCUAAACAGCAGCGUAGACUGGAGCAGCCACAGGAUGAAGCAGCAGCAGCAGCAGCUCCAGCAUCCUCCUCACCCUCCGCGCACAGGCGCACGUAGGUGCGGCGGUGAAAACAAGUCAAAGCAGGACCGUGUGAGCGAAUAGUAAUGUAGUGCGCUGACAGUGAGCAGCAGCAGCAGCAGCAGCAGCCAGACAGCACGACGCUGCUUUCCACCGAGGAGCUUCCGCCGCGAGAAGGAAAACAAACAAAGGCACAACUGAGACUGACGAUGAUGCUUUUCCUUUUUGGAGGCUGAUCUCGUCUGAGCCGCACAAGCACCGCCGCACCCACAGCCACCAUGGGCUCCAGACUGAGCAGACAGAACAGUCUGGACAACGAGAAUUUCUCCAAGAAGCGACGCAAGCUCGCGGACAGCGCGGGGGACGCGGACAGGGACAGGGGCAGCGGCAGACAGGGCGGCGGGGACUUUCUCUUCGCACUGAUGCUGAAAUCAGACAAACUGCCCGGGAUGCUGCGGAGGACCAACCACAGCCCGUACAUGAGGCGGGUGGCGUGGAUCAAAGAGAUCCAGAAGCUGCUCCGCGACCGCAGGAUAGAGCAGGCGAGCGACGUGCUCCGGUCCCUGAGGAAGGAUCUGGGAUUAGAGGGCAGCUCGCUGAAUGACAUCUUGUAUAAAAACCCCGCCUUCCUCAACCUAGUGGACCCGAUUUCACACGAGCUGCUGCUCAGCCUGGCUCGGGAGAUGCAGUGUCCAAAAAAGGACGCGGACACCAUAAAGUCUUCGGAUAAGAUUUGCAGGCAGCUGAUCUACCACCUGACCCCGCACUCUAAGUGGCUGAGGCAGAGCAUGUCCAGACAGAAAUCCCAGGCCUGCCUGAAGACAACCCUUCAGAAAAAGCUGUCCAGUGACACCAUUGACUUGUCCGGCAUCCCACUGUCCACCCGUGAUGUCCGUCAAGUCGUCUACUACCUCCAGAGCAACAGAGACACUGUGGUGGCCGUGGACGUCAGCUUCACCGAGCUCCACGAUGAAAACUUGAAGCUCCUCCUGCCUCUUCUCGCCUCGCUGCCCAAACUCAGCACCCUCGCCCUCAAUGGCAACCGCCUCACCCUGGCCAUACUCAAAGACCUCACCGAGAUGCUCAAAGACCCCAAGAUGUUUUCCAACCUGUCCUGGAUCGACCUGGGCAACAACGUGGACAUAUUCACCAUGCCCCAACCGCUGCUGGUCGCGCUGCGCCGACGCUGCAGCCUGAAGAGCAGCUUGCCAACCAUCUACGAGUACACGGAGGGCCAGCCCUACUGCUACCACCUGGAGACCUCCAUCGAGGAGCCCAGCCACUAUGAGGAGGAGGAGGAGGAGGAGGGGGAAGAGGCGGAGGACGACGACGAGGACGACAUGGACGACAAGUCCGAGCUGGAACCUUGGGGUUUGGGGAAGAAGCAGCUCUCCAAAGAUUUCACCCUUCACUACUGUGAGAGGUGAUGAGGUGUUUUCGCCCCCCCCGGAGGCUCGCUCACCUGUGGAUGCGAUGUCAUCCCACAGCGCUCCGUUACCUCCUUCGCCCCCUGCCCCCCCCCACACACUACGAGCCCAGUCAUCCUUGGAGGCACGAGGGCGACCCAGUGCCCACAUUGUGAAGUUCUCGCCCCCCCCCCCCCCAAAACAUAGCUUAUCAAUGUCUCUGAAUUCACUCACUCAAGAUAGUGACGGUCACAACAGCAGACUUACCGUGUUGGUGGAUGGCGCUCUUAGGAACAAGGUGCGGUUUCAUUGGAGGGGGGGCGGAAGAUUUAAAGAACCGACGCUCGCUCUCUCGCUCUAUCUCUCUGUCUCUGACUGCGGCAGUCCCGAGGAAAUGAAAAUCAGUCGGUUGGAUGGCGGAGCGGCAUCCUUGUGCUCGCUGAAGUGGGAGUCUGGUUGUGGAGUUCCUCUGGGUCCUCGACCGGGACUGAGCGGCGUCUCUGGCAGCCAGGGCCUCGCUCCACAUUGUGUGUGUUCUCUGUUAAUCUCUCAACAAAAGCUGUGACACAAGUUCAACAGACUAUACAAGGCCAGUGACCUGUCACGUGACGGCCGGCAAAACUGCUAGGUCAAGACUUUUUUGUCCCCCCACCCCCCCCGUUCCACAUGUCAACUUGUGAAUGCCCACGCGUCUCUUGUGUAGAUGUAAAUGAGGACACAAAAAAAAACGUGGCUCUGUUGUGUUUCCACAGGCUGUUUUUUGUGCACUUUGGGUAAACAGAGAAGUCUUAGAAGACGACGUGGGUAGGGAAUCCUUUUUUUUUUCUAUGUCCUAAAUGACCUUGUUGUUAUUGAACGGUUGUAGCCGUCGCCACAGUGUUCUCCGUACGUUUACGACACGACGUCCAGCCGUAGUGCGCGCCGCGCUCCGUGCCCCUAACUGCCCUUCCUACUGCCAUUUGUCUCCACAAGCACGUUGACAUUUACAUUUAUUGAAAUCCAAUGGGCCCGUGUCGUGUUUUUAUUACGUGACACAGCCGUGACUGUUACUCAGUGGUUGUAAUCUGUCUCCAGUAGCACACGACGAUUAAGUUCAACUGACCGGAACACUGCGAUGCACUUUUACGGCAUUAUUGUUUUUUUUAUAUUUCAGUUUCUCCACAGCGUAUAUAUAUAAUAAUACUGUGUUUAUAGAUGUAUUUACGGAGCAGGCGGAGAGCGCAUACCUCAUUAAAGGUGAAAAUGACGACCAAAUGGCUCGUUAUGUUUAGGAGGGUCGUUUAAAACAUAACCAGAUAUAUGAUAACUGUCGAUGUGUGUUCUGUGUGUCCGUGUUCUUAAAUGUCCGACUACUGCAGUAAUGACUGUUUUGUCUUUUGUCCAGCGUGUGAAACUGAUCCCAGUGACCUGUGAACGAAAAAGGGAGCGGGAUUACGCGGCGAAGCGGAGGGAAUCCUAAUAACGGAGAGCACUGGAAACUCUUGUUUAGUUUUUUGUGUGUGUGUGUGCGUCGACGUCAGACUCUUCCUCGUUGUAGCUUGUGUGUACUCGUCUCGCGCCAAACACUGACUGCCAAUAAAACAACAAUAUCCAAAAUGA
Messenger RNA from Solea solea (common sole), 3374 nucleotides. RefSeq names its product leucine rich repeat containing 75Ba (gene lrrc75ba). Lineage: Eukaryota; Metazoa; Chordata; Actinopteri; Pleuronectiformes; Soleidae. The transcript is spliced from 4 exons. Bases 648 to 1796 code for a protein of 382 amino acids. The record is from RefSeq and is a predicted model, not a curated record.